Messenger RNA from Nycticebus coucang (slow loris), 4371 nucleotides. RefSeq names its product acyl-CoA synthetase long chain family member 1 (gene ACSL1). Gene Ontology annotation, biological process: very long-chain fatty acid metabolic process; long-chain fatty-acyl-CoA biosynthetic process; long-chain fatty acid metabolic process. The transcript is spliced from 21 exons. Gene Ontology annotation, cellular component: membrane; endoplasmic reticulum. Gene Ontology annotation, molecular function: arachidonate-CoA ligase activity. Lineage: Eukaryota; Metazoa; Chordata; Mammalia; Primates; Lorisidae. The coding region runs from base 511 to 2607 and encodes 698 amino acids. The record is from RefSeq and is a predicted model, not a curated record.
CUUUUUUGGUUCACGAGGCAAUGGCUUAAGCAAAUCUAGCUUUAGGUAAUUUGCCAGCCGGGGUUAAGGAGCAUGUAUCCAACGGUUUUGGAGUGGCAAAUUAAAAGAACAGCAAAUGGUCUGUCUGCUGCUCUCUUGUUCUGCCCUGAGCCUGAGCUCUGCCCAGCUAGUACAGGACAAAGGGGGGGCUUUCAGCCUCUUGUAAAUAGCCGAUUGUACAGGGGGAGGAGGUGGGGCAUGGGAUGGCAGCAUCUUGCCAGCUUGGCUUGCUGCAUUGAGGAAAGAUGUCAGGAUUUCUUAAUUUGCUGCUGCCAGGGCACGAGUGCUAUUUAUGUGGGUUUGUUUGAGGGCUACAUUCCUAGUGAGUAUUCUAUCAGACUGUUGUUAUUCAUCUUGGUGAAAGCUUGAGGAACUCAAAAGGAGAGAACAUCCAGAUUAUCCAGAUUUAUAGAUGGCAUGAAGAGAAUAAAAUGCUAAGAAUUCAGCUUAGAAAACCACCAACACAGGACAAUGCAAGCCCACGAGUUGUUCCGGUAUUUUCGAAUGCCAGAGCUGGUUGACUUCCGACAAUACGUGCGCACUCUUCCAACCAACACUCUCAUGGGCUUUGGGGCUUUUGCAGCACUCACCACUUUCUGGUACGCCACAAGACCCAAAGCCCUGAAGCCGCCAUGUGACCUCUCCAUGCAGUCGGUGGAAGUGGCGGGUGGAGAAGGUGCUCGAAGAUCUGCGCUGCUCGACAAAGAUGAGCCCUUGGUGUACUUCUACGACGAUGUCAGAACCUUGUAUGAAGGUUUCCAGAGGGGUAUACAGGUGUCAAAUAAUGGCCCUUGUUUGGGCUCUCGGAAACCAAACCAGCCCUAUGAAUGGAUUUCAUACAAACAGGUUGCAGACUUGUCAGAGUGCAUAGGCUCAGCGCUCAUACAGAAAGGCUUCAAGACUGCCCCAGACCAGUUCAUUGGCAUCUUCGCUCAAAAUAGACCGGAGUGGGUGAUUAUUGAGCAGGGAUGCUUUGCCUACUCCAUGGUGGUCAUUCCCUUGUACGAUACCCUGGGGACUGAAGCCAUCACGUACAUAGUCAACAAAGCUGAACUCUCUCUGAUUUUUGUUGACAAGCCAGACAAGGCCAGACUCUUAUUAGAGGGUGUAGAAAAUAAGUUAACACCGUGCCUCAAAAUCAUAGUUCUCAUGGACACCGUUGGUAGUGAGCUGGUGGAACGAGGCAAGAAGUGUGGGGUGGAAGUUACCAGCAUGAAGGCAAUGGAGGACCUGGGAAGAGCCAACAGGCGGAAGCCCAAGCCUCCAGCUCCUGAAGAUCUUGCAGUAAUCUGUUUCACAAGUGGAACGACAGGCAACCCCAAAGGAGCGAUGAUCACUCAUCAAAAUGUAGUGAGCGAUUGUUCAGCUUUUAUGAAAAUGACAGAGAAUGCAGUCAUUCCUUCCUCAGAUGAUAUUUUGAUAUCUUUCUUGCCUCUGGCCCAUAUGUUUGAGAGAAUUGUAGAGUGUGUAAUGCUGGUUCACGGAGCUAAAAUCGGAUUUUUCCAAGGAGAUAUCCGGCUGCUUAUGGAUGACCUCAAGGUGCUUCAGCCCACUAUCUUUCCUGUGGUUCCAAGGCUGCUAAACCGCAUGUUUGAUCGAAUCUUUGGACAAGCCAACACCACACUGAAGCGGUGGCUCUUGGACUUCGCUUCUAAGAGGAAGGAGGCUGAGCUUCGCAGUGGCAUCAUCAGGAACAACAGCCUGUGGGACAAACUGAUCUUCCACAAAAUACAGUCAAGCCUGGGUGGAAAAGUACGGCUGAUGGUCACAGGAGCUGCCCCCGUGUCUGCCACUGUACUGACGUUUCUGAGAGCAGCCCUCGGCUGUCAGUUUUACGAAGGCUAUGGACAGACCGAGUGCACUGCUGGUUGCUGCCUCACUGUCCCUGGAGACUGGACGGCAGGCCACGUUGGUGCCCCGAUGCCUUGCAACUUUAUAAAACUUGUUGAUGUGGAAGAAAUGAAUUAUAUGGCUGCCAAAGGCGAGGGUGAGGUGUGCGUGAAAGGGGCAAAUGUAUUUCAGGGCUACUUGAAGGACCCAGCAAAGACAGCAGAAGCUUUAGACAAAGACGGCUGGUUACACACAGGGGACAUUGGAAAAUGGUUACCAAAUGGCACCUUGAAGAUCAUCGACAGGAAGAAGCACAUAUUCAAGCUGGCACAAGGCGAAUACAUAGCGCCUGAAAAGAUCGAAAAUAUCUACCUGCGAAGUGAACCUGUCGCUCAGGUGUUUGUCCACGGAGAAAGCUUGCAGGCAUUUCUCAUAGCAAUUGUGGUACCAGAUGUUGAGACAUUAUUUUCCUGGGCCCAAAAGAAAGGAUUUGAUGGGACCUUUGAUGAACUGUGCCGAAAUAAGGAUGUCAAGAAAGCCAUCCUAGAAGAUAUGGUGAGACUCGGGAAGGACUCUGGUCUCAAGCCAUUUGAACAGGUCAAAGGCAUUGCGAUACACCCUGAAUUAUUUUCUAUUGACAAUGGCCUCCUGACUCCAACAAUGAAGGCCAAAAGGCCAGAGCUGCGGAACUAUUUCAGGUCACAGAUAGAUGAACUUUAUUCCACCAUCAAGAUUUAAUGUGAGGAAGAACAGCAUACCGCUUCCGUCUCUUAUUCUACCAAUGGCCUUCACGUUGGUAAUUUUGACUACAGCAAGUCUAGGGAAGGAAAUGUGCACGUUUAACUUGUCUGCUCGGGGUUCUCGUCAUAGGAAUAUUAGAGGAACUGGAACACUGCCUUAUAGUCACCUUGUGUUGUAGACCAUGUUUAUGGUGAUAUACAAUUCCCAAAAUGAGCCUUAAAAAUUGUAACGGAAAAACUAUCGAUGUGUUAAGUUAUUUGAGACUUCCUCAGUUCAAAAGUGGGUUUUAAAACUUCUCUGUCUCCCUGUUUUUCUAAGCAAGGGAUUAGGACUUUACUAUCCCUGAGACCUCUGCUACUUGCUGCAAAUGCUACAGUCGUCUGCUGCUCUAAAGAGUACAGUGCACUAGAGGGAAGCUGUCCCUUUAGAAAUGAGAACAACUGUCCUGGCUGGAGAAUGUCACAAGCGGACCAGAGAUUUUUUUUCAAUCCCUCCCAUCAACCCUUCCCCACCUCACAGGCACUUACACAGCCCUUCUGAUCAUGAGGGUUAUGAAACAUGCUCUUCUCCAGUCCCCUCUUGCUCCUGUUGGACAUAAGGUUCCUGUAAACCAAAGGACACAGCCAACUCAGAACGGCACAGGUGCCGAGUCUCCAAUGGCUUCUCACCACAGCAGAAUGCUCUUGGCCCCUGUUCUCCAGACCGGAUUCCCUCCUUCCAUCCUGUCCCGGCGGUUAUUUAAAAAUCUGCCUUAGAUUCAACAGUGAAGAAAGCAUUUCAAGAAAGAAAGACUUAGCUGGGUCAACCAUGCUCAACUGUGAUGUCCGAAUAAACUACUUAUCUUCACUGAACCACUUGCCCCGUGUGUGUAACAGCCAAUGGAUUUUUUUUUUUUUUUUUUUGGCUGGGGCUGGGUUUGAACCCGCCACCUCCGGCAUGUGGGACUGGCGCCCUACUCCUUGAGCCACAGGCGCCACCCCAGCCAAUGGAUUUUUAAUAACAAUUUUCAUAUCAAAAAAUCAUGUCGUGAUUAACUUGGUUUUCUCCCCCCAAAAUAAACUCUCAGGCAAAGCAUGUCUUUCAAAAUAUUACGAGGUGGCUCGCCUGUAAUCCCAGCACUUGGGAGGCUGAGGCAAGAGGAUCGCUUGAACCCGAGAGUUUGAGGUUGCUGUGAGCUAAGACAUCACAGCACUCUACCAAAGGUGACCAAGAGAGACUCUGUCUCAAAAAAUAAAAAUAUUAAGGGAGUAGAUACACUUGGGUACUUACUGAAAUGGACAGAAAUAAAUGUUCUUACAGCAUAAUGCUACUUGAUUUCUAUGAAAUGGAUUUGAUAAGCCAAAAUAAUUCUAGGAUGUAGAAAUAUGGAAAGAGUAUUACCUGGGAUUAACUUCUCAAGGGAUUUUUUUUUUUUAACGUUAAUUCGGGAAAUUAACAUGAGUUCACUUCAUUGCGAGUCUUGGCUACAUUUGACUGAAUUCAGUUGUCAUUUAUACAUUCACAGUGACUGUUUUUGGAUACAUGAGAGUACAUGUCUUACAAAAGCACAACAGGGUUUGCAGUAAUGAACUGUCAUUGUAAUAACACUAUUUGGUAGCCUAACUUCAUAUAUGUAUUCCUAAUUGCACAAAAUGUCAAUAAUUUGUCACAUUGGGGUUUUGAAUGUUUGCUUUAAGUGUCAGCUAUUUCUAUGUUUUAUAAACCAAAACAGAAUUUCCAAAAACAAUGAAGGAAGCCAAAAUAAAUAUUUCUGCAUUUCAA